ACGAAUGGGAUUCGAUAAGACAGUAUUUUCCAUGGCUAUAUUUCUCUCAGUUUUAUCAUCAGGUCUGCCAUUGAGGACAGGGGCCUUACAGAUGACUUCAAUAUAGGACCAUGUGCAGCCGCGACGAGGACAAAGGAUAAUGUGAUGAGUGGGGAUCGUCAGCGACAGCGGGCACGCCUCGAAGCCACAUCAGAUAUUAAAUCGUCUGAAUGUUGGGGGCAACAACGGGCUAGAUAUCGGCCCACUUGUGUGUGUCCUGGGACUCUGGAUACUCCCCGUGUGUGGCCGAGCAGCCGCAACGCAUGUGGCUGAUGCUUUGGGCCAUCAUUGCUGACAACAAUAUCAGCGUGGCAGCAGGGACACGAACAACAACUGCAAACAAAUACGAAGAAGAACGAAUAUAGUAUUUUAUUGUGUAACAAUAUCGAUUAUAUUUAUCGAUAGUUUGAAUUGGUGUUAACAUAGCUCUAGAACUGACAGCCAUUUGCGUUUUUCGUCAUAUAUAAUUUUCAUUAUUCUUUCUUUAAAAGCUUAGUAUUCAGUAAUCAGAAAAGUGAGAAAAACUCAAAUAUGGCAGCGGAAAAGGCAGAAGAAUUGCCAGCAAAAAUGGUAAAAACACAGGAUAAGGAGAAUCUCUGGCUCGACAUAUUGUAUGAGCAAAAAGGUGCCGCAAGAAGACUGGUAUCAAACAAAUCAGUAAUCGUUUUUGGCGAUAAUGGAACCGGCAAGACGUCCCUCCUGGCCAAGCUGAAUGGAAAGAAGUCGCCGCAGUAUGACGUCAGCUUGGAGUAUGACUACAUUGAUGUCAGGGACGACAUCAAUGGAGACAAGGCGCAGUUGGGAGUUUGGACAAUCAAUGGUGACAUUGGGCACACAAAUCUGUUGCCCAUUGUAUUCAACGAAGAUAACUUUGGAGAUGUGCUCGUCAUGCUCACAGUUUCGAUCACCGAGCCCUGGGCCUGGCCGAAGCAGCUCAAACAUUGGGUACACGUGCUGGAACGCCAUAUUGAAAGCCUACCGCUGGCUGCCGAGAAAAAGGUGCAGGCACGCGAGCGGCUUGCAACAAUUUGGCAGAGUUACGGCUACACGGGAUCGUGUCUGAAACAAAUUAUCGCUGCGGAUGAUCUGUCGCCGCUGACCGAGGAUGCACUUACCACAAAUCUUGGGGUCGACCUUGUCGUUGUGGUCACAAAAACCGACUGCAUGGGCGGCACCUUUCUGAUGGAGAACGACUAUUCUGAUGAGCAUAUAGAUUUUAUGCAGCACUGGAUACGUAAUUUUUGCCUUCGUCACGGCGCUGCACUCUUCUAUACAAGCAUCAAAAAAGCCACAAACUGUGAUCACCUCCGAAAGUAUCUAUUGCAUCGCAUCUAUGGUCUGCCGUUCCAAACUCCACCGAUGGUCGUUGACCAGGACGCUGUACUCGUUCCGGCUGGUUGGGAUACCCUGAAGAAAAUUGAUAUUUUGUUUGAGAGCAUCCAUGGCAUCAAGGCCAAUAGUGACUUCACGGACAUCAUCAAGGCGCCUUCUACUGGAAAUGUGAUUUUCAAUAGAAAUUUGGAAUUUGUGGAAACCGUAGACGAGCAGGCCUUCCUGGCCCGCCAAAUGGAGAUACUCAAGCUGCUUGACCAAGCAGAUGCAAAGAAAGGCGGCGACGGCAAACACAGCACACGCCAGUCCUCCAGAGGACAGCGCUCCUCCAUGAAAACUGAACGUUAUGAAUCCUCUGGUCGCGACACAGUUUUGUCCAAAUUUUUCGCCGAGCUUAGAGAGAAAAGUUCGGCGAGUACCUCUGGCGAUGGUCCAGUGUCGGUGUCUAGUCGCAACGGCACCGAGAAGUCUGGAAUAUCCUUGCAGCCGGGCGCAGAAUUGGGCCCCUUGUCACGCAUCGCCGAAAAGAAGGAAGAUCAGGUGAAACCAGAGUAACCACAACAGAACAUGAAUAGACACGAUCGAAUUAAAAACAAAAAGACAUUGGCAGAUUAAAAUAAAGAACAAAUUGGCAAACAAAGCGUUUGCGUUGAGAGAGGAAGUAUAGUUAGAGAGCGACGAGGCAGAGAGAUUUUGCGAUAAGAUGAAGCUUGAGUGAAGCUUGCACAGGCAGCGCCAGCGCUGUCGGCAGAGGUAAAGAAGAGAAAGAGAGUAAGUGCGAGAUCGAAAAGCAGA
This is a messenger RNA of Drosophila miranda, 2166 nucleotides long. RefSeq names its product cytoplasmic dynein 1 light intermediate chain 1-like. Gene Ontology annotation, biological process: microtubule cytoskeleton organization; microtubule-based movement. Lineage: Eukaryota; Metazoa; Arthropoda; Insecta; Diptera; Drosophilidae. Bases 571 to 1926 code for a protein of 451 amino acids. The transcript has 3 exons. Gene Ontology annotation, cellular component: cytoplasmic dynein complex; centrosome. Gene Ontology annotation, molecular function: dynein heavy chain binding. The record is from RefSeq and is a predicted model, not a curated record.